UAUAAAUCUCGCUCAUUGCCCUUUCAAUACAAAGAAUACAUCAAAAGGAGGAAUGAAAUUAACCCCAAAUAUGGACAAAAUGGGAAAAAUUAUCUUUUAUGAGGACAAAAACUUUCAGGGACAUUGCUUUGAGUGCAGCAAGGACUGCCCAGAGCUGUCAUCCCACUUCAGCCGCUGUAACUCCAUCCAAGUUGAAAGUGGGGCCUGGGUUUUGUAUGAACGUCCAAACUUCAUGGGCUGCCAGUACAUCCUAACCAGGGGAGAGUAUCCUGAUUACCAGCACUGGAUGGGAUACAAUGACUCUAUAAGGUCUUGCCGCAUGGUGCGAAAUCAUACUGGCAUUUUCCGUAUCCGUCUGUAUGAGCGGCCUGACUUCCAGGGUCAGAUUAUGGAGUGCAGUGAGGACUGGCCCUCUCUCUAUGACCGCUUCCGUCACCGUGAGGUACAGUCCUGUAACGUUCUGGAUGGGGCCUGGGUCUUCUAUGAGCAUCCUAACUACAGGGGACGUCAGUAUUUGUUGGAGAGAGGCGAGUUCCGCCACUUCACUGACUGGAGUGCCAUGCAUCCUACUGUCGGCUCCAUCCGCCGUGUUCAGGAGUUUUAGGUCUUUCAGUGUGUAGUUAAUUGUUCCUUAACUAUUUAAUAAAAAAUGACACUGAGCGCUCCCAAAGCUCCAG
Sinocyclocheilus anshuiensis is the source of this 677-nucleotide messenger RNA. Its product is annotated as gamma-crystallin B-like. Bases 53 to 604 code for a protein of 183 amino acids. The record is from RefSeq and is a predicted model, not a curated record. NCBI's taxonomy places the organism in Eukaryota, Metazoa, Chordata, Actinopteri, Cypriniformes, Cyprinidae. Gene Ontology annotation, molecular function: structural constituent of eye lens. Gene Ontology annotation, biological process: lens development in camera-type eye; visual perception. The transcript is spliced from 3 exons.